Aspergillus homomorphus CBS 101889 is the source of this 1230-nucleotide messenger RNA. RefSeq names its product integral membrane family protein. The record is from RefSeq and is a predicted model, not a curated record. NCBI's taxonomy places the organism in Eukaryota, Fungi, Ascomycota, Eurotiomycetes, Eurotiales, Aspergillaceae. The transcript is spliced from 9 exons. Bases 1 to 1230 code for a protein of 409 amino acids.
AUGUCGACCAUCGCGCAUCCGGGCGGCGCUGGCCUUGCGGAUGACAAUCAAGGGCCGCGUAUCCUGGCUGCGACGACAAUUGUCACGGUGGGCGCUGCAAUUACCGUGCUCGCCCGCAUGUACGUUCGGAUCUUUAUGAUUCGCAAUGUUGGCUUUGAUGAUUACACCAUGCUGUUGACGAUGGCGCUGUCUCUCAGCGGAUGGGGAAUUAUCAUCCCCGAAGUCAUCUACGGCGCGGGGCGACAUACUGUCUACGUGGAACAUACAGCAACCAAGGCCAUGCAUUUGAACUUUGCGACUCAGGGGAUCUACAUGUGGGCCAUCGGCCUCGUCAAGAUAUCCAUCGGAUUGUUCCUGCUGCGAUUCGCGCCACGCAAAGGCUACCGCAUCUUCAUUUGGGUGGUGAUUGUUCUGAUGCUCAUUUAUACAACAAUUUGUUUCUUUACGCUCAUCUUUCAAUGUGAAGACAUGCGAAGUAUCUGGGACUUUUCCGUCAAGUCAAAAUGCUUUGCGCCGAUCCAGUUGUUGAAACUAAGUUAUACCAAUACCGCUCUGAAUAUCUUGACGGACUUGAUUUUCGCCAUCCUCCCUAUCUUCAUGCUCAGACAUCUCCAAGUCAACAAACGGACCAAAGCCUCCUUGAUUUGCAUCCUGGGACUAGGCAUUUUUGCCUGCGCCGCCGCGAUCGUUAAACUGACAGUGCUGGGCAACUAUGGCCGCACAGGCGACUUCCUUUGGGAUUACUCCACCCUCACUAUCUGGGUUGUCGUCGAAUCAAACAUGGGCAUCGUCGCCGGCAGCCUCCCCACUCUCAAACCGCUCUUCAAGCAAGUCUUGGGCAGCUACGGCUCCCGCUACAAGUCGCAUCCCUACAACUACAACCAGAACACCUACGGAGGGAGCAAGGCCUACCGGUUACGCUCCAUGUCGCGCUCACAACAGCACGGUCAGUCUCAAACCCAGCCCAGCCACGUCGAGCCCGAGCCCUUUCCCAGCAAGCUGCCCACCACCACUACCGCCACGGCCACUUCGUAUCCCGGCCACGACAGCAGCGACAACUCAAGCGAGGAGUACAUUCUCUCGCCGUAUAACACCGACACUAUUAUGAUGACCACCGAAGUAACGGUUUCACACCUCCCUAAGCCGGGACAGGCAGUGUUAGGGCAGGAUCGGAGCCGACCGCCGCCGACAGCUGAGACGAGGCGCUUCGAUCGGCGAGAUAUGGCAUAA